This is a messenger RNA of Vespa velutina, 2709 nucleotides long. RefSeq lists its product as uncharacterized. The record is from RefSeq and is a predicted model, not a curated record. The transcript has 2 exons. Lineage: Eukaryota; Metazoa; Arthropoda; Insecta; Hymenoptera; Vespidae. The coding region runs from base 1145 to 1819 and encodes 224 amino acids.
ACGUAUAUACGUACGAACGAUCAUUCUGUAUUACGAGUUGAAAGUAAUCGGCUCGCAGUAGCUAGUAACGAUACGGUCUGUUUCAAAUGUUGACAUAUUCCAUAUAAGAAUAGCGAGCGAACGAGCGAACGAGAUAGAAAGAGAGAGAAGGAGAGAGGGAGAGAGGGAGAGAGAGAGAGAGAGAGAGAGGGAGAGAGAGAGAUAAGAUAAAAUUAUUAAUUGGAAAAAUUCAAAUCCAAUUGAUCGAGGAUUCAACGAUCGAAAUUGAUAUUCGUGGAAAAUAAAAGAUUGUAAAUUUUUAAGUGAAAUCGAUAAAAGACACGUGAUAAGUGCGGGUAAAGUCGAGGAUCUAAUAUUCAUCGAUACAAAAACCGAAAUCUCUUUCUCUCUCUCUCUCUCUCUUUUUCUCUCUAUAUAUCUCUAUCUCUGUCUCUGUCUCUGUCUCGUUACGGUCAUUUCUACAUAUCUCGAGUUGAGAAACUCGGGGAAGUACCAACGUGUGUUGUGUCGAUAUCACGUGAAUCCAAGGAUCGACGAACGAGCGUGUCGACAAGCCGCUUUAACAGAAAGAUCGAUCGAUUGCCGGAACGAGAACCUUUGUCUUUAUAAAAUCAUGAAGGGGUUUUGAAAGUGGAGAGAGAGAGGGGAGAGUAACGAUAAUAAGUAUAUAACUGAACGUCGACGAUGUUGGACAGAGAUCGUUGAAAGAAUUGAAAGUAUUCGGAUCGAGUGUAAAAAUUUAAGAGCCUAAGUGUGCCUAUCGUAUUAUAUUAAAUUUUUUAAUCGACUUAAUCAUGAACGAUUACGUGAAUAUAAAAUCAUUUAAAUCUAAUCACGUGAUAAUAAAAAAAAGAUCUAAUAUCGUAGUGCCAAUAAAAAGAUCAAAUUGACUUUAUCAAAGAAGACCGGUGAAGUUAUUGAAACGAACGAAUUUUAUGAUUACGAUCGAUUUAAUCAUCGAACGUAAAAUAUUUCUAACGAUUGAUCGUUGACAAUGAAAUUUUUCCUACUUUCGAUUUUGUUUCUUUGAAAAUUUGAUUAAAUCGUUGAUUAAAUCUUAUUAACGACGAAGAUACAAAGGAACAUAAUAAUUAUUGAAAUCAAAUAAAUCUAUCUAAUUUAAUUAUAUUAAUCCUUUGGAAAUAUGAAGAAGGAUCGGGAAAGUGUUAGAAGAUUGAAAGGCGAUGGUUUAUCCGUGGAAAUGGAUUUGAAUAAUCGGAUACUCGAGGUCACCGGCGAUGGUUGCAAGAUUACAUUAACAAAAAAUUGUGGUAGCGUGCGUAUAGUCGGAGAUGGAUGUCGAGUUAAGGUAACUCAUAAUGUCGGCGAUAUCGUUUAUACCGGAGACGGUGGACGUGUAUUGCUCGGUCCAAAAUCAUCGAAAGAAAAGGUCCAAUAUUUUGGGGAAGGCGGUAAAAUCAGUUUUGAUUCUGAUAAGAAGAAAAUGAAUAUGGAAGGUUCAAAGGGUACGAGGGAUGUCAAGGAAUCGAUCAUUCUAAAGAAUUAUCUUGGUACGGAUAAAGAAAAGAAUAUAGAAAAGAAGGAUGUGAGAAAAGCAAAGGAGGAAAAUUUGGAUCUACAAAAUGAAAAGAAAGAAACGUUUAAUCGUAAUAAGAUAAAAGAUAAUAAUCAGAAGGAAAUGAAUAAUAUAAAAAGCACUACAGUUUUCAUGACUCAAACCAAUCACGAGUCAAAGGAUUAUUUCGAAGUUAACAAAUGGUUCGUUUCGCCGGCUUCGAUUGCUUAUAAAUACGUCGAAAAUGUGCCUACUGUGACGGUACGUGGUGAAAAAAAAACAACGGCCCAUCCUAACAAAUGAUCGACUUAUUAUUUUCUUUCGUUAAUUAAUUCAAUUAUUUAUUUAUUUAUUGGAAAAAAAAUAUAAACAUAUAUAUAUAUAUAUAUUAUUAUUAGAAAUGUUAUUAGAAAAUUUCUCAAGAAUAUUGAUUAAAUGCUCGUUCGAUAUUUACGAAUGUGCGAAUCCAUAAAUAGCAUCACAAAAUUAGUGAUAAUUAUGAAGAAGACUAAUUAUGACUAAUCAUUGAACAUCGAAAUUGAACAGGAUAAAAAAAGCAGACAAAAUAGAAGAAAGAAUAGGAAACGAUUCUUUACGUAAUUAGAACCAAUUUAGGAUUGUUACGAAGCAGGAACGAAUUUAUAUGUAAAAUCGUAUUAGAAACCUCAUGGUUCUUGUUACAUCUUGCCAAUGGUUUAAUGACAUCAACACGUAAUAAUAAUAAUAAUAAUAAUAAUAAUAAUAAUAAUAAUAAUAAUAAUAAUAUUAAUAAUAAUAUAUAUAUAGAAAAUUUAUGUAAAGUGAUUGUAUCUUGACGAAAAUAUCGUCGGAUCUUCUUCAAAUGACUGAUUUCUUAUAUACGAACCUACUACCUCACACACACAUACACACAAACAUAUACACAUAUACACAGAUACACAUGGAAUAUUAAAUUUUAUUCGAAUGUAUCUUAGAUAUAAUUGUAAAUAAGUAAAAAAAGUAUUAUUUAACAUAAUUUAUAAUUAUCUUAAAUCUAUUGUACAAACAAGCGCCGUUUUAAUCUAUUGACUGAGUUCCUUUUCGAGUGGAAAUACCUAAAUGAUAUUUUAAUGUAUUCUCUGUGUGAAUUUGAAAAAAAAAAAAAAAAAAGAAAAAAGAGAAAGAAGAUUAAUGAUGUUAAAAAAAAAAGAAGAAAAAAAAAAAAGAAAAAAAGG